GCUUGUUAGCUUCAGCUGCAGAUACAAGAAAGGUAACAGCACAACACAUACCCAAGAGAGGGGAAGAACUGAAGCUCUGUUUAGAUCAGUGACUUGUGUAGUCUCUGUCAACCUCACGUUGGUACUUGAUAGAGAGAUGGAGCGUGCCGUUGUUACGGUCGGUGGGGGUGCCAUCAACAUACUGCUAUGUAAACUGGGCACAAUGCUCAUCCAAGAAGCACAGCUCCUUGGGGGCUUCCGAGGUAAGUUGCAAUACAUGAAGGAUGAGCUGGAAAGCAUGACAGCCUUUCUCCAGGAUGUUGCUGAGAGGGAAAAUAGUAGCAGGCAGGUCAAGAUUUGGACGAAACAGGUCCGCGAGGUUGCGUACGAUGUCGAGGAUUGUGUCGAUGAGUUUACAUAUCACAUUGGCAGCAACACUAGUGGUUCUGGUCUUACUGAGCUCUUUCAUAGAUGCAUCCGUUUCCUGCGGACUGCCAAGGCCCGGCGUCAGAUUGCCAAACAAAUCCAAGAACUGAAAAUGCGUGCCACGAGUAUCAGUGAGAGAAACUCAAGGUACAGUGGUAAUCAUCUCAUCUCCAGGGCAGAAGGGACAUUUGCUGCGCAACCAGCACGAGCUGAUAUUGUUUCUCUCGAUGUCCGUACUCCCGCGUUCCUCCCAGAUAUAACUCAGCUUGUGGGCACUGAAGCACGCCAAAGUGAUCUCGUUAAGUGGUUGGUGGAUGAAAGUGUAAAACAAUUACAGGUUAUGUCUAUAUCUGGCUUUGGCGGUUUGGGCAAGACAACUCUUGCUAUGACAACAUAUCAAACAGCAGGUUCAAGCUUCCAGUGUCAAGCUUUUGUAACUGUAUCCCAGAAAUUUGAUGUCAAGGCUCUCGUACGGGACAUUCUUCGGCAAAUUAUUCAACCAGUAGAUCGAAAUGGCCCGAUAUCCACAGAGGACCCACUCAAAGGCAUGGAAGAAUGGGAUGCGGGACAACUUGUAAACAUACUAAGUCAGCAUCUGGAAGAGAAGAGGUAUCUUGUUGUUCUUGAUGAUAUAUGGACCAUCUCAGCUUGGGAAGAUAUUCGACUUUUUCUGCCUAACUCGCAUACUGGGAGCAGAAUAGUUGUUACCACAAGAAGUAAAACUGUAGCACAAGCAUGCUGCCUUGAUGAGCAUGACAGAGCUUAUGAAAUUGAACCACUCAUAGGAAGUGAAUCUAGUGAGUUAUUUUUCAGGAGAUUAUUCGGUAAUCAGGAUAAUUGCCCAAUUGCCUUGAGAGAGAUUUCACAGAAGAUCUUGGGAAAAUGUGGUGGUAUACCAUUGGCCAUUGUCAGCAUUGCAGGUCUUUUGGCUAGCACAUCCGUGUACAGUUAUGAUCACUGGGAGAAGGUUUAUAAUGCUCUUGGUUUUGAGCUUGAAACAAGCCCAUGGCUUGAAAAACUGAAGAAAAUUCUUGAGCUUAGCUACAAUGCGCUUCCUUACCAUUUGAAAACAUGUUUCUUAUAUUUAUGCACUUACCCGGAGGAUCAUAAGAUCAGAAGGAAAAGUGUAUUGAGGCGAUGGAUAGCAGAACGCUUUGUGACUGCAAAGCGUGGAUUAACUGCCUUAGAGGUGGCUGAGAAUUAUUUCGAUGAAUUACUCAAUAGGGGCAUUGUUCACCCAGUUGACAUGAGCUUUGAUGGGAAGGUUAAGACUUUCCGGGUUCAUGAUUUAAUGCUAGAGAUCAUUCUUACAAAAUCAAUUGAAGAUAAUUUCAUCACUUUGAUAGGUGAACAACAUACUUUGGCUCCACAAGAGAAGAUCCGGAGGCUAUCUAUUCAUGGUGGAAAUAACAAAUAUAUUGCCACAAGGAAAAUGGUAAGCCAUAUCCGAUCCUUCAGCAUAUUUGCCAAUGGAGAAAUAUUACAGUUUGCUUGGAUGAAGUUGCUGAGGAUAUUGGACCUAGAAAAUUGUGAAAUUGCCAGGAAUGGGAAUGUGGAAAGUAUAUGUACACUGUUUCAGUUGGAAUACGUCAGUCUCAGAAAUACAUUUGCCACCCAACUCCCCAUGCAAAUAGGAAACUUGAAGAAAUUGGUGACACUGGAUGUAAGGGAUACGGGCAUCAAGCAUUUGCCUCCUCAGAUUAUUCAUCUGCCAAAUUUGUCAAGCCUGCUUGGAGGGAGAAGAGCCUACAACUACAGUGGUUUGUAUCCAAUUUCCGACUUUUGGGGAGUGCACAUCCCUGACAAGCUUGGCAAUCUAGAAAUGCUUACAACCCUUGCACAAAUAGAGAUCACAUACUCUACUUCCUGUUACAUAUCUGAACUGGGGAAGCUUUCAGAGUUGAGGAAGCUAGGAGUAAUGAUGUUUGUCGAUGAUGACUUGAGUUGGACGUCCUUGAUCUCUGCCAUUGCAAAGCUGAGCAGCUGCCUUCGGUCACUGCUCAUUUGGCGACCUGACGGAGCAAUGAAUUUCAAGAUUCUUGAUACACUGUCCAGGCCACCAAUGUUUCUAAAAAGCUUAAACCUCCGAGGCAAGUUGGGAAAGCUGCCAGAAUGGAUUGGUUCGCUCGCGAACCUCACUGAGUUGACACUUCGUGCCACCGAACUGGAAUCUGAGGAGCACCUGAGAGUUCUCGCGCGGUUGCCAAGCCUACUGUACCUCAGGUUGCAUCACGGUGCGUACACCGGAACAGAAUUCACGGUGUUUGCGUCAGAAUUCCCAGGUCUCAAACUGCUUGCCAUCCACCUGGGCGAAUUCCAGGCAUUGAACCUGAGGUUUGAAGAAGGCGCUGCAACUAAGCUCCAGAGGCUCGAGCUCUCUUUCCUUUUACAGGCUUCCAUCCAGUGGCGUUCGGGUAUCGAUUUUCUUCCGAGUCUCCAGGAGGUCUUGGUCCAUGCUGAGCCGGACAAUACCUCGGAAGGCAUGGUGCGCUUUUUGGCUGAUGAAGCUAGCAGGAACCCUAACCAACCCACUGUCACCUUCAAGGCAAAGCAAUGGAAGCCAACUAGGUUGAGGACGGAUCACAGGGGAAACCUCUGAUUUUAUAAUAAGGACAGUACCGCACAUGCGUAAGCUCCGUCCUGCAAAAGUUUUUGAGUAUACUGUUGUAAUAAGAUGUAAGCCACGGCCUAGGACGGCUCGGGCACGUGUACGUGCGCGCGCCAGCAGGAGUCAGGCGCGGCUGUUGUGCGUGCGUGAGGUGCGUGCGUAUGUGGCCGCGUGCACGGGGUUGCCUGUGCGGGUGCGCGGCGUGUUCGAGGGAGUAGGCCUAGUGUGUUAGCGAGAUCAGCGGGGUCGCCGGCUUGGUGACGGUAAGAUCAUACUCGGUAACGGUGUGUUUCACCCCAGUGGGGGAAGCGACGGCCUGGUCGCUGACUACGGUCUACGGCCUCAUG
Messenger RNA from Hordeum vulgare subsp. vulgare (domesticated barley), 3360 nucleotides. RefSeq names its product disease resistance protein Pik-2-like. Bases 137 to 3004 code for a protein of 955 amino acids. The record is from RefSeq and is a predicted model, not a curated record. Gene Ontology annotation, molecular function: ADP binding. The transcript is spliced from 2 exons. Lineage: Eukaryota; Viridiplantae; Streptophyta; Magnoliopsida; Poales; Poaceae. Gene Ontology annotation, biological process: defense response to other organism.